Alosa alosa (allis shad) is the source of this 2789-nucleotide messenger RNA. RefSeq names its product armadillo repeat containing 8 (gene armc8). Lineage: Eukaryota; Metazoa; Chordata; Actinopteri; Clupeiformes; Clupeidae. Gene Ontology annotation, biological process: proteasome-mediated ubiquitin-dependent protein catabolic process. The transcript is spliced from 22 exons. The coding region runs from base 190 to 2211 and encodes 673 amino acids. Gene Ontology annotation, cellular component: GID complex. Gene Ontology annotation, molecular function: protein binding. The record is from RefSeq and is a predicted model, not a curated record.
CAUUCGUCUUAACUGAAAUCAAUUUCAUAUCAAUUUUGUAUUGUUCUGCUGUCAAAAAUUCGUUUUCUGGACGUAUAUAUCAUAUUUAGCCCACCGACAUCUUUACUGCCAACAUUAUUAGGUUGUAAGUUUGCCGCUUAACUUAUAGAAAGUGCUGUUCUUGUUGGGUAGUUUGUCGGACAAGGAGAAAUGGCGUGCUUGUUGGAGGCCCCCCUACGCAUCAGCGUGUUGUCUGAAGUAACCGCAACCAGUCGACAUUAUGUGGACCGGCUCUUUGAUCCAGAUCCGCAGAAAGUUCUGCAGGGAGUAAUUGACAUGAAGAAUGCAGUCAUUGGAAACAACAAGCAAAAGGCCAACCUAAUUGUCCUGGGAGCCGUGCCCAGGCUCCUAUAUUUGCUCCAGCAAGACUCCUCUAUUGAGGAACUGAGGACGGAGUGUGCAGUGGUGCUAGGCAGUCUGGCCAUGGGCACAGAGAACAACAUCAAGUCCCUGGUGGAUUGUCACAUCAUACCUGCCCUUUUGCAAGGCCUGCUCUGUCCGGACCUGACCUUCAUAGAGGCCUGCCUGCGUUGCUUAAGAACAGUGCUCAUCAGCCCUGUUACACCAGUGCAACUACUUUAUACUGAUCCGACUGUGAUUCCCCAUCUCAUGUCUCUGAUGAACCAGAGUCUGCGUACACAAGAAUACAUCACACAGAUCAUCUCUCACUGCUGCAAGACCCCAGAGCAUCAGACUGUUCUAUUCAACCAUGGUGCCAUCCAGAACAUAGCACCUCUGCUCAUCUCGCCAUCUUUUAAGGUGCAAAUGCAAGCUCUGAAAUGUUUUUCAGUCCUGGCCUAUGAGAACAAUCAGGUCUCCUUAACCUUGGUUAAUGUGCUUGUGAAUGGAGAGCUGCUCUCUAAGGUGUUUGUCAGAAUGAUGCAGCGGGACAAACCAAUAGAAAUGCAGCUGACAGCUGCUAAGUGCUUAACAUACAUGUGCAGAGCUGGUGCCAUCAGGACAGAUGACUGUUGUAUUGUUCUCAAGACCCUGCCAUGCCUGGUGCGUAUGUGCAGUAAGGAGCACCUGCUAGAGCAGAGGGUGGAGGGUGCAGAAACAUUGGCCUUCCUGUUGGAGCCGGAUGUGGAGCUGCAGCGCAUUGCCAGUGUUACCGACCAACUGGUGGCAAUGCUGGCUGACUACUUCAAGUACCCUAGUUCUGUGAGCGCCAUCACUGAUAUUAAGAGGCUAGACCAUGAUUUGAAGCAUGCUCAUGAGCUCAGACAAGCUGCCUUCAAGCUCUAUGCAUCACUUGGCUCUAAUGAUGAAGACAUCCGUAAGAAGAUCACAGAGACUGAGAACAUGAUGGAUAGGAUUGUCAGUGGCUUAUCAGAAUCGAGUAUCAAGGUUCGUCUAGCAGCUGUAAGAUGUCUCCAUAGUUUGUCUCGGUCAGUGCAGCAACUUCGAACUAGUUUUCAUGACCAUGCCGUCUGGAAGCCACUCAUGAAGUUGUUACAGAAUGCCCCUGAUGAAGUUCUGGUAAUGGCUUCAUCUACACUGUGCAAUCUGCUGUUGGAGUUUUCACCAAGCAAAGAGCCUAUCCUAGAAUCUGGAGUUAUUGACCUACUCUGUAGUCUCACACAGAGUGAAAGUCCAGCUCUGAGGAUUAAUGGCAUCUGGGCACUCAUGAACAUGGCAUUUCAAGGAGAUCAGAAGGUGAAAAUAGAGAUUCUACGGUCAUUAGGGACAGACCAACUCUUCUGCCUACUCUCUGAUGCUGAUGCAAUUGUACUAAUGAAGACGCUUGGCCUACUUCGCAACCUGCUGUCAACACGUGUGCACAUAGACCAGAUUAUGAGCUCACAUGGAAAACAAAUUAUGCAGGCAGUGACACUCAUCCUAGAGGGCGACCACAGUAUGGAGAUCAAGGAGCAGACCUUAUGUAUCCUGGCCAACAUUGCUGAUGGCAACACAGCCAAGGAACUCAUCAUGACAAAUGAUGACAUACUACAGAAAAUUAAGUACUACAUGGGACACUCAAAUGUAAAGUUGCAGCUGGCUGCCACUUUCUGUAUCUCAAACCUCAUCUGGAAUGAGGAGGAUGGUUCACAAGCACGACAGGACAAGCUGAGAGAGAUGGGAUUCGUGGAUGUGCUGCACAAACUUACCCAGGCUUUAGACCCCAACCUUUGCGACCGUGCAAAGACAGCAAUGCAGCAGUACUUGGCGUGACCUCAAUGGCUUGGAAGUUCACCUUUUUCUGUCUUUUGUUGCACAAGACACCUUUUAUUUUGAGCCAAGGCACUCUGUUGCUCAAAAAAGGUUGUGGGCCCAUGUUAUGUGUGACCCAAGCUUUAUUUGAUGUUCAUAUAUUUUAAUGUACUUUUUGGAUGUGAAGAUUGUACUCAAUGUGUGUAAGAGGCACUGUGUCACAGAACAUUUGGUGCUUUGGACUCCAUAAUGGAAUCUGAGCAGUCUCUGAGAGAAGUUACAUUAUCAUUUAUUUGAGUGGCAGUAAAUACUUGCUAUAAAUGUUAUUUUAAAUGCUUUAUCAGGAGGAGAUAUGAAACAGAUUUUUCCCUUGUGGAUAAAUACCUCAAAUGUAUGUAUGUGUGUGUAUGUAUAUACACACAUAUAUAUACAUAUAUAUUUUUGAUUUUUAAUACCUCCUUCCCCAUCAGAUAUCUGUGUCUUUUUUCAGAAAUGAAGUAAAUGCUAUUCAAGAGUAUGAAAAAAUGCUUAUUCACAUUUUGAGUAUUGGAACUAACACUCUGAUAAAAAAAAGAAAAAUAAAGUGGUGAUUACUUUCA